UGCACAGAUUCAAUCGAUUAUUCGCCGUUUGAUUUGUUUAUGUACCGCAUGCGCACAUCUUGCUCUUCCUUUCUGCUAGCUUCUCCGCCAUGGCGCCUAUUCAGAAGAAGCAGAACACCGGUAAAGGUGGUAAGAAGAAGAAGCAGGUACUGAAGUUCACACUGGACUGCACCCAUCCUGUUGAAGAUGGCAUCAUGGAUGCUGCCAAUUUUGAGCAGUUUCUUCAGGAGCGCAUUAAGGUGAACGGGAAAGCUGGCAACCUGGGUGGUGGUGUGGUCUCCAUUGAGAGGAACAAGAGCAAGAUAACAGUGUCCUCUGAGGUGCCCUUCUCCAAAAGAUACUUGAAGUAUCUGACCAAGAAGUACCUGAAGAAGAACAAUCUUCGUGACUGGCUGCGUGUCGUGGCCAACACCAAGGAGAGCUACGAGCUCCGCUACUUCCAGAUCAACCAGGAUGAAGAGGAGGAAGAGGAUGAAGAUUAAAUUGACAAUUCAUCUGAUUUUGUACAUUUAAAUAAAUGUUGUUUACAGUA
This is a messenger RNA of Lates calcarifer (barramundi perch), 532 nucleotides long. RefSeq names its product 60S ribosomal protein L22. Bases 90 to 482 code for a protein of 130 amino acids. Gene Ontology annotation, cellular component: ribosome. The record is from RefSeq and is a predicted model, not a curated record. Gene Ontology annotation, molecular function: RNA binding; structural constituent of ribosome. The transcript has 4 exons. NCBI's taxonomy places the organism in Eukaryota, Metazoa, Chordata, Actinopteri, Centropomidae. Gene Ontology annotation, biological process: cytoplasmic translation.